Acanthaster planci (crown-of-thorns starfish) is the source of this 1841-nucleotide messenger RNA. RefSeq lists its product as uncharacterized. Gene Ontology annotation, cellular component: membrane. The record is from RefSeq and is a predicted model, not a curated record. Gene Ontology annotation, molecular function: calcium ion binding. Lineage: Eukaryota; Metazoa; Echinodermata; Asteroidea; Valvatida; Acanthasteridae.
CUUUUAAAGCUGGUAUCCCCGAAAACUCGACGGCGUUUAUUGGUGUGACCAAUUUAACACUACGAAUUGGAGAGGAUGAUUGUGCCAGCAUGCCGUGCCAAAAUGGCGGCGUGUGCAUUGAUGGUAACAACUCGUUCACCUGCGUGUGUAGCAGCGGGUUCAAAGGUGAAUUCUGCCAGAUUGACACCAGACCCCGGCCCCAAACGACAAUCUUGCCAACCACAGAGAUGGCCACCAACGCUGGGAUGUCAACACCACAGACACAAACUACGACGACGGUGAAAAUCCCGCAGCCAUCCCAGAAGACGACGACAAUCAAAGUGCAGCCGUCAACUUACUCGACAGUCAAGUACGGUACCGUCUCCACGCCGGGAAAGUUGCCUCAGACAGGCGAACAAGGAGGAAAGAUGGAGGAACCCACCAUGAUCGCUGUCAUCGCCGUCAGCUCGGUCGUUUUCAUCGCCGUGUUGGGCGCCCUCGUCUGGUUGCUGGUGUACUUUAAGAAGCGAUCUUGGAGGCCCCGCUACCACGAGAGGGGGGUGUCUAUGGAGAACGUCAGCACCGCGGAAUCAAUCCACGGCAAGUGGACCAGCACCGUCGACAUCCCGGGAUCGAUCCCGGGCUCGAAAUCAGAGCUCCCGCCGGUCGAGGAGAUAGCCCUCCCGAAAAAGACUGAGAACAUUUAUGUGACAUCACCAACUGUUGGCUUAGUAAAUACGGGCUACAACAUCGACAACAUGUAUUGAGCGAUGGAAACAAGAGUGAUGACACUUGGCUGUAAUUUAAGCCAUUCCUAUAAGUGAAGGCUGGAGAGGAUUUUCCCUCCAUAAGAAGUUGGCUUCCUCAGGGAACAGAUAGCCGUCCGUGACCUUUUGUGUCCAUGCAUCAUUACUAUUAAGCGCAGUGUGGUGCAAGCAUCCGUAUGGCUCAAUCCAAUUUGCUUUCUCGCUGUAUACCUCCUUGCGUUUCCAGUCUCUUUAGACGGAUGUCGCAGUGCGAAAUGGUGCUUGCGUCCCUGAGAGCGACACCAAUAUUGUCAGAGUUAUUUUAUGUAACCCAGAGGCCUUUACCGGCAUAGAACAGUUGUGCGCAGGUUUCCGUCUGAUUUUCACAGCAGAGCUUAUUUAGGCGUCAUGUACAUGCGUGCUUUUAUCACUAUCGUCAAUGCUAGUACUUCCACCAUUCGUGUGUCCAUGUGCGUUGGAGCUUGGGAAUUUUAAGAACAGUGAGGCUGGUACAGGCAAUUGAAUGCAAGCCAUCUGAAACAAAUAACUGGCGUUAACAGUAACAGCUACUGAAAAACCUACAAUUCAACAUUUUUAUCGUGGUGUAUUGCCGUCAGUCAGUCUUUUUAAAACAACUGAUGAUAUUUUUAUUGUGUGAUUCACAUGUAAUAUAGUUUGACAGUAUUUUUUCAAAAAGAAAGACUGUACAUAAUCGUUGCGUGAUGAUAUGUAAUAUUUUGAAACGAAUCGCUUCUUAGGUAUUUAUCUCGAAAUGAUAUUGUACAAAAUCUCUUAACCUUUCGCACUGAAAACAUGUAUGGUUGAAAUAUAGUAGUAUUUUCAAUAACUUUUUGCUUAACACGGAAGAGAUAAACAGUAGAUUGAAUAUAUGAAAUAAUAUUCCUCAUCUUUAUUUACCAGUUUAUUAAAGAGCUAUAGACUUUCCAUACCACUGUCCGUCGUAGUUAAAGUAUAUCUUUUUGGCUGCAUGUACGAAUGUCUCGGUGAAGCAGCAUACCAGUCUUGUGAUAUAGGUUGAUACUGGCUUAGAAAUAUUGACAACACAACCAAAAUAAAUUGAUAAAGCAUCAGCUGCGUUGGACAUGCAAAAUUGUC